AUGCCUCCGCGCAAGAGAGAGCGAGCGAGCGCGCGCACUCGCUCCAGCGCGAGGUCGGAGCAGAGCCAGGGCCGCGCCGCGGGCUCACGAAGCAAAGGCGGGCCUGGCAAGGCGUGUGCUGCGAGCGCUGCGAGCGCGAGUCUGUCCGCGACCGCGGCUCAGGAGGAGUCGGACGACGACGCCGCGGCCGCCACGGCCCGGCCGCAGGAGACCGGCACAGCGCUCUCGUGCGUGCUCAAGGUGUACUGCACCUCAGUGCGUCCAAACUUUGCGCAACCCUGGCAGAUGAAGAGGCAGCAGGAAUCCACCAGCUCCGGCUUCAUCUUGCGCGAUGAGCAAAUCUUCCCGGCCAGGGGCAUCAUCAUCCUCACGAACGCGCACAGCGUCGCGCACAGCGUCACCGUGCGCGUUCGCAAGCACGGCUCGCCAGUCAAGCACGUGGCCAAGGUGCUGCACAUCGGCCACGAGUGCGACGUGGCCGUCCUGGUGGUGGAGGACCCGGCCUUUUACGACGACCUCCCGGAGCCGCUGCAGCUCGGGCACACGGCGCGGCUCCAAGACCCGGUCACGGUGGUCGGCUACCCCACCGGAGGGGACAACCUGAGCGUGACGGUCGGCGUCGUCUCUCGUGUCGACGUGCAGGCGUACUCGCACUCGAGCGAGCGCUUCCUCACGCUGCAGAUCGACGCGGCGAUCAACGCAGGCAGGUGGCGCAACUCGGGCGGGCCCGCACUCAAGGCGGGGCGCUGCGUCGGCAUCGCGUUUGAGACGCUGGACGACGCGGAGAACAUCGGCUACCUGAUCCCGGCCGCGGUGGUGGCCCGCUUCCUCGACGACCUCCGCUCGCACGGAGAGUACACGCGCUGGUGCUCGCUCGGCUUCUCGUGGCAGCCGGUGGAGAGCCCGGCGCUGCGCUCGCACCUCAAGCUGGGGGAGGGGCGGUCGGGCGUGUACGUCGGCGAGGUGUACCCCACCGGCGCUGCGAGCGGCGUGCUCCGCGAGGGAGACGUGGUGCUCCGCCUCGGAGGGCAGCCGAUCGCCGACGACGGCACCGUCCCGUUCGAGCCAGCGGCCGAGGUUCGCGGCGGCGCCUCGUGCCGCUCGCAGCGCGUCUCGUUCGACGCGCUGCUGCUCCGCCACUUUGUGGGCGACUCGAUCGCCGCGCACGUGCUGCGGGGCGGCGCCGAGCGGCAGGUGCGGCUGCCGCUCGGCUGCCACCACCCGCUGGUGCCGCUGCACCUGCACGAGGAGCGUCCCUCGUACGUCGUCUGCGGCGGCGCCGUCUUCACUGCGCUCUCGCAGCCCUACCUGCAGCACGAGUGGGGAAAGGCGUGGGAGCGGCGGGCGCCCCCGCUCCGCCUCGCCCGAAAGGUGGUCCUCCUCUCGCAGCUGCUCGGCCACGAGUGCGUGCGUGGCUACGACAGCGCGCUGCUCGCAAACUCGAUGGUGCGGGCGCUCAACGGCGUCCCCAUCCUCUGCCUCGCGCAGCUGGCGCAGCUCGUCCGCGCCUGCCGCCAGCGCUCGCUCCGCUUCGACCUCGAGGAGAGCCGCGUGCUCGUCCUCGACACUGCGCAGGCGCGCGGCGCGGAGGCGGAGAUCCUGCAACAGCACAACAUCCCCGAGCCGGUGCUGAUCAACGAGAGGGACGCGGCGCUGUUACGGUGA
Molecule: messenger RNA, 1665 nt
Organism: Emiliania huxleyi CCMP1516
Lineage: Eukaryota; Haptophyta; Isochrysidales; Noelaerhabdaceae
Exons: 4
Coding region: 1-1665 (554 amino acids)
Biological process (GO): proteolysis
Molecular function (GO): protein binding; serine-type endopeptidase activity
Source: RefSeq, a predicted model, not a curated record